AUGGUGGUUAUGGUUGACAACCAUAAUGAGCCGGCACUGGAGCAGGUAACUGGCACCGGCACCGUGUUGUUUCCUUCAACCGUUCAAUGGCCUCACAUUUGUUUCUCUUCUUUUGUCUUUGGUCUUCUCCUUUCUCGUUCGCCGUCGUCAUCGUUUGGUUUCACCGUCGCCUACUCGCCGUCACAGUUGAUAAUUACUGAAUAUGAACUUGAUUUAGAUAAAAUAUGGUGCAAUGGAAGGCUUGAAUUCUUUCUUGGUGAUCUCAUUCAGAAUCAACAAGCACCCUGUGAUCAGGUUCUGCUUUCCAGAAGAGAGCAUGUGUUUGGAACAAUGAGUUAUGUGCCAAGGAGUGUGUUCUUGGGUUCUAAACAUGAUAUAGAGAUUGAGUACAUCAAUAAUGGAGGGGUGUUAAGAGUGAAAGUGGACGGUGAAGUUUGCUUGGUUGUGAAGAGGCUUGCAUGGAAGUUCAGAGCGAAUGAGAAGAUCUUCAUUGAUGGGGUAGAAGUUGAUUUCUAUUGGGAUGUGCUGCGUUGGAUGGUUAAUAAUAGCAAUGGUGGAAAUGGGAAUAAACAUCUCCAUGGUGCAUUUGUGUUUCAAGUUGGUAAUGGUGCUGUAUGGCUUGAAAUGGUGGGUCCUGAGAAAAGAUUGAUGAGGAAGAGCUUCACCGGAAGCACUACGGUGGGGGCACCGUCGGUGCUGCCAUCGCUGUCGCCGAUGUCAAGUUCAGGAUUGUUGCAGUGGGCAGAGGAGAGUAGUGAUGGAGGGCGGAGCUCAUGUUCUUCAUCAACAAGGUCCUGUGGUGGUAAUGGUGGUGGGUUCUCUUUGUUGGUUGCUCUAUGCAUGAAGAAUAGAAUAAAAUUUGAAAUUUGGAACUUUAGUUGA
Arachis ipaensis is the source of this 882-nucleotide messenger RNA. RefSeq lists its product as uncharacterized. The record is from RefSeq and is a predicted model, not a curated record. NCBI's taxonomy places the organism in Eukaryota, Viridiplantae, Streptophyta, Magnoliopsida, Fabales, Fabaceae.